Messenger RNA from Thamnophis sirtalis, 408 nucleotides. NCBI's taxonomy places the organism in Eukaryota, Metazoa, Chordata, Lepidosauria, Squamata, Natricidae. The record is from RefSeq and is a predicted model, not a curated record.
AUGGCCAUCAAAGCCAACGCGCAGCUGGAGACGGCGCUGGCCGGCUCUCCGCCGCCGCCCGCCGCCGCCGCCGCCUCCUCUUCCUCGCAGGAGACGGAGCAGCUGCUGGGGAGCCGCCCGCCGUCCCCCAAGCUCUGCCCGGCGGAGGACAGGGAGGCGGCUGCCGUCGGGGCCGCGGCGGCGGAGCCCAACGGGCACGGGCUGCUCUACCGGGCCGGUUCGGACGGCCCUCUGGAAGCCACCUCGCUCUCCCCGUCGCGGCUCAGCCUGGGGCGCGCCUCGUCCACCGCCACCACCUCCAACCUACCCGAAACCAGGCGCUCCCCGGAUUAUCUUCCCCUGGCUAUCUUCUCUUGCUUUUGCCCCAUCUGGCCGGUCAACAUCCUGGCCUUGGUCUUCUCCAUCAUG